Truncatella angustata is the source of this 1659-nucleotide messenger RNA. Its product is annotated as putative efflux pump antibiotic resistance protein. The record is from RefSeq and is a predicted model, not a curated record. The transcript has 5 exons. NCBI's taxonomy places the organism in Eukaryota, Fungi, Ascomycota, Sordariomycetes, Amphisphaeriales, Sporocadaceae. Gene Ontology annotation, molecular function: transmembrane transporter activity. The coding region runs from base 1 to 1659 and encodes 552 amino acids. Gene Ontology annotation, biological process: transmembrane transport.
AUGUCUUUUAAGCAGAAGGAAGAUGAAAGCUCUAGUCCCAGCUCCACCUCCAUCCCAGAUUCCAGCCCAAGAGAUGUACAUGGUUGGCGAUGGGCUCUUGCCGCUAUCUCUCUUUACAUCGGAGCGUUUGUCUAUGGCCUUGAUGGAACCAUUGCCGCAGAUAUCCAAUCUGCUGUUGUUGAACAGUUUGGUCACGUCGAGAGUCUUACCUGGAUUGGUACUGGUUUUCCUCUUGGUUCUGUGUGUUUCAUAUUGCCUGGAUCUGCCAUUUACGAAAUCUUCGACCAGAAAGCUGUGUUCAUUGGGAGCAUCAUUAUUUUCGAGGCUGCAUCUGCGCUCUGUGGUGCAGCACCUAACAUGGACGCUCUCAUUGUCGGCAGGACAAUUGCCGGUGUUGGAGGGUGUGGCAUCUUUCUUGGUAUCAUCAACUACUUUACCCUCUGUACAGCUGAGCAGGUACGUGGCCGCUACAUCUCGGGUAUGGGUGCUACCUGGGGAUUGGGUGCUGUCCUCGGUCCAGUUGUCGGAGGUGCCUUCUCUACAUCUCCGGCGACGUGGAGAUGGGCUUUCUACAUCAACCUCGUUAUUGCAGCUGUGUGUGCACCUGUAUACAUCUUCUAUCUCCCCUCUGUCAAGCCAACCAGCGAUACACAAACUCCGAUUCUUCGAAAGCUCAAAUCUCUCGAUUGGGUUGGCUUUGUUAUCGGUACCGCAGCAAUCGUGACAUUUGUCAUGGUCUUGACUUUCGCGGGCUCAACCUGGGCCUGGAAUGACGGCCGUACCAUCGCCACGUUCGUUGUAUCCGGGGCGCUGUUCAUCUUGACCUUUGUUCAGCAGUACUUCCUCAUUUUCACCACUCGUGAAGCACGCAUGUUUCCCCCACAAGAGAUUCUGAUAGACAGGACACAAACCCUGUUAUAUCUCAACACUGCCAUGGCCGCUACCAACAUCUACGUACCGCUCUUUUACAUACCCAUUUACUUCGCCUUUACGCAGGGAGACACGGCACUGAUGGCUGCCGUCCGCCUGCUCCCAUUCAUUUGCUUCCUCGCAUCGUGGAGCCUGCUCUCUGGGUUUUUGAUUCCGAAAAUCAACUACUACUGGGUUUCAUACAUGGUGGGUGGGGUCCUCAUGCUGGUUGGUAGCGCGACUAUGUUUACCGUGGGUCCUCAUACUCCCAUAGCCAAUGUUUACGGCUACAGCAUCAUACUCGGGGCGGGCACCGGCUUUGUCUUCAACCUCGGCUUCACAGUCGCAGGUGUCACAAUGAUGACGAAGACGGGCUCCGGCCUUGAUGUCCAGCGCGUUUUGUCCAUGCAGAACCUCUCUCAGCUGGGUUUCCAGACAAUUUGCUUGCUCGUAGGCGGUCAGAUAUUCCAGAGUCUUUCCAUGAAAGACCUGACUCGCAUCCUAAGCGGCAUGGGUUUCUCUGAGUCCGAGAUCAGGAGCGCCGUUGCAGGUACUGCGAGUACCUUGUUCGAGUCCCUGGACCCCGCGUUGCAGGAACAAGCUAUCGCGGCUAUCACAAAUGCCAUGAGCCGAGUCUACAUUCUUAGUAUAGCGGCGGGUGCUAUCACCAUCAUCGUCGCGUUGUUGUUGAAAAAGGAGAAACUCUUCCAAGGGAAAGAAGACGUGAUGGUCAUUGCAGGCGGUGCUUAA